AUGUUUGGUUUAGCCGUAUGUUAUGGAAAUGGAGAAGGAAUAGAAAAGAAUUUAGAAAAAGCCUUUUAUUGGUAUCAAAAAUCAGCAGAAAAUGGUUAUGAAAAUGCAAUGUUUAGUUUAGCCGUAUGUUAUGAAGAUGGAGAAGGAACAGAAAAGAAUUUAGGAAAAGCCUUUUAUUGGUAUCAAAAAGCAGCAGAAAAUAGUAAUAAAAAAGCAAUGUAUUAUUUAGCCAUAUAUUAUAAUAAUGGAGAAGGAACAGAAAAGAAUUUAGAAAAAGCAUUUUAUUGGUUUCAAAAAUCAGCAGAAAAUGGUGAUGAAAAUGCAAUGUAUUAUUUAGGCAUAUGUUACGAAAAUGGAGAAGCAACAGAAAAAAACUUAGAAAAAACCUUUUAUUGGUAUCAAAAAGCAGUAGAAAAUGGUGUUAAAGAAGCAAUAAAUAAUUUAGCCGUAUGCUAUAAAAAUGGAAAAGGAACAGAAAAGAAUUUAGAAAAAGCAUUUUAUUGGUAUCAAGAAGCAGCAGAAAUUGGUGUUAAAGAAGCAAUGUUUAAUUUAGGUAUAUGUUAUGAAAAUGGAGAAGGAACAGAAAAGAAUUUAGAAAAAGCAUUUUAUUGGUAUCAAAAAGCAACAGAAGAUGAUAAUGAAAAUGCAAUGUUUAAUUUAGGCAUAUGCUAUAAAAAUGGUGAAGGAACAGAAAAGAAUUUAGAAAAAGCUUUUUAUUGGUAUCAAAAAGCAGCAGAAAAUAGUGUUAAAGAAGCAAUGCUUAAUUUAGCUGUAUGUUAUUCUAAUGGAGAAGGAACAGAAAAGAACUUAGAAAAAGCUUUUUAUUGGUAUCAAAAAGCAGCAGAAAAUGGUAUUAAAGAAGCAAUGUUUAAUUUAGGCAUAUGUUAUAAAAAUGGAAAAGGAACAGUAAAGAACUUAGAAAAAUUCUCUUAUUGGUUUCAAAAAGCAGCAGAAAAUGGUUAUGAAAAUGCAAUGUUUAAUUUAGCCAUACGUUAUAAUAAUGGUGAAGGAACAGAAAAGAAUUUAGAAAAAUCCUUUUAUUGGUACCAAAAAGCAGCAGAAUUUGGUGUUAAAGAAGCAAUGUUUGAUUUAGCCAUAUGCUAUAAAGAUGGACAAGGAACAGAAAAGAAUUUAGAAAGAGCCUUUUAUUGGUAUCAAAAAGCAGCAGAAAAUGGGGAUGAAAAUGCAAUGUUUAGUUUAGCCAUAUGCUAUAAAGAUGGACAAGGAACAGGAAAUAAUUUAGAAAGAGCCUUUUAUUGGCAUCAAAAAGCAGUAGAAAGUAACAAAAUGAACCCUAAAAAUGGUGUUGAAUUAUGUGAUAAAUGCAAGCAACCAUAUACUGAUUACCAGUGGUGCCAACAAUGUAAUACUAAACAAUUUCAACAAGAUUUUUCAAAGUGGUCUAGUGAAAAUGAAUUUAUUGAUAAAUUUAUUCAAGAAGCACAAAUAAAUGCUAAAAACAGCUACGAAAUUUUAGAGUGGAUACCUUAUAAUAAAUUGUCAAAUGUCAAUUAUUUUGAUAAAGGAGGAUUUAGCGAAAUUUAUAAAGCUAUCUGGCUAGAUGGACCUAUUUAUAGUUGGAAUUUUGACAAGCAACAAUGGAAUAGGCAAAUAGGUUAUGAGGUCAUUCUUAAAUCACUUAAUAAUUCAUCAAGUUUAAAUACUAAAUUUUUGGAUGAGUGGAAAUAUCAUUAUAAUUGUCAGAAAAAAUCAUUUUCAAAAUUUAUUCAAUUCUUUGGAAUUACCCAAGAUCCAAAUAAUUUAAAUUAUAUAAUAGUAAUGAGUUAUGCAAAAAAAGGAAGUUUGAGAAAAUGUUUAUCUGAUAUAGUUAAAUUUAAGUGGCAAGACAAGUUAAAAUUAUUGAAAAAAAUUAUAUUAGGACUUAAAGUAAUUCAUGAAUCAAAUUUAACUCAUGGUGAUUUUCAUGAUGGUAAUAUUUUAAUGUCAGAUAAUUACAAUGAGUUAUUUAUUAUUGAUUUAGGAUUAUGUAAACCUAUAAGUGAUUCACAAGAUUCUGAUAAUAUAAAAGUUAAUGAAAUUUAUGGAGUUUUACCUUAUAUGGCGCCUGAAAUAUUAAGAAAAAAACCCUAUACUCCAGCAAGUGAUAUUUAUAGUUUUUCAAUGAUAAUAUGGGAGUUUACAUCGGGUAUUCCUCCAUUUAAUCAUGAAGCACAUGAUCAUCACCUUAGCUUGAGUAUUUGUAGAGGGGAACGUCCUGAAAUUAUAAAAAAUACUCCAAAAUGUUAUAUAGAUUUAAUGAAAAAAUGUUGGGAUUCAAAUCCUUCCAAUAGACCAACCAUAAUAAUGCUUGAAAGUAUUAUAACUGAAUGGAUUAGAUCUAUUAGUGAAUAUUAUAGAAUAAAUAGGGAUGGAAAUUAUAAGUAUGAAGUAUUUAACAUUGAUAAUCAAUUAAAAAAUGAUAUGUUGGAAUUUGUAGAAGCGAACAAAGCUUUAGUACAGGAACAAACAAAAGCUUAUAUUACACAAAAUCAUUCACAAGCAUAUUAUACAAGUCGCAACUUACUGAAAUUUUAG
Rhizophagus irregularis DAOM 181602=DAOM 197198 is the source of this 2535-nucleotide messenger RNA. NCBI's taxonomy places the organism in Eukaryota, Fungi, Glomeromycota, Glomeromycetes, Glomerales, Glomeraceae. The record is from RefSeq and is a predicted model, not a curated record.